Molecule: messenger RNA, 3362 nt
Organism: Aspergillus saccharolyticus JOP 1030-1
Lineage: Eukaryota; Fungi; Ascomycota; Eurotiomycetes; Eurotiales; Aspergillaceae
Product: MET18/MMS19 family protein
Exons: 6
Coding region: 117-3314 (1065 amino acids)
Biological process (GO): iron-sulfur cluster assembly
Cellular component (GO): cytosolic [4Fe-4S] assembly targeting complex
Source: RefSeq, a predicted model, not a curated record
GAGAAAGGCAAGAAAGAUAGAGCGGGGAUAUCUCCGGAGACUGGAUUUUGUGCAUUGACACUACAAUUGCACUACCUAUUCUUUGCGCAAAUUCAUCACCCGCCACGCAAUCCAGCAUGUCGGCACUGCAGACUUUUAUGCUGGUUGUGGACCACGAUAAGCAGGAAGCCCAGCAGAUCGCUGAACGUGUCGCUCAAGACGUCGAGAGUAAGAAGACGACCCUCAUUGAGGUGGUUCAGUCGCUAGUGGAAUAUGUCAACGAUGAAGACCCAAUCCUCCGCGGCAAAGCUGUGUCCUUUCUUACCGCGGUCAUCAAGGAGCUUCCCCCCAAAUUCCUCACGAGGCAACAAAUUCAAGUUUUAACGACCUUUUUUUGUGAUCGGGCUCAGGAUGGGGGUGCGGUUGCUGGGUUGGAAACGCUGCAGAAGUUGGAUCGGUUCAACAAGCCUCUGGCGGAGGAGGUUGCUCGGGCGAUCUUUGAACAAUUUCAGGACUUGCAGUCUCGUUCCCAGUCUCAACGGUUCCAGGUUUAUCAGUUGCUGAACGAAUUGAUGCUGAAUUACCGGUCUGCGCUUCAUGAUAUGGGCGAUGAGUCUCUGGUUGGAAUUGUGGACCUGGUCACGGGCGAGAAGGACCCCCGCAACUUGAUGUUGGUAUUUUCGAUACUCAAGGUGGUGAUGGUGGAAUGGGACAUCUCCACCCAUGCGGAGCUCCUGUUCGACGCAGUCUACAAUUACUUCCCUAUCACUUUCAGACCCCCGCCGAACGACCCGUACGGCAUCACGGCCCAAGAUCUGAAGGACCGCCUGCAGGACUGCAUUUCGUCGAAUAGUCUCUUUGCGCCACACGCUAUCCCGUCCUUGCUGGAUAAGCUUGAUUCGACGUCCCCGAAUGUCAAGCGGGACGCUCUUAAUGCUUUGAUUGCCUGUAUCGAGUCCUAUGACCCCAACACUGUAUCCCGCUACUCCAUCACGAUAUGGGAGACUUUGAAGUUCGAGAUCCUCAACGCCCAGGAAGAGUUCCUCUCCGAACUCUCCCUUAAGGUGCUGCAGGGCAUCACCAAGCGUCUGUCGGAGGGAAUCACGCAGAUUUCCGAUCAGUUGCCUCUUGCCCAGUACUUGCGCCCUAUCACCAAGGAAUGCAACGAGCAACUGCGGGAGCCGCAACAAAAACAGGCCAAGCCUGCUCAACAAAUCCUCAGUUCUGUAUCGUCUGCUUCAGCACCUGCAUUCACCCUGAUCGUCCAGACGGUCGUUGCACCCCUCUUGACCAUUUACCAAGAGGCUGACGGCAUUGCCAAGCAACGAGCUCUUCUGGACACGCUCGGGGUUCUCUUUGACUCGUCGAUCAAGGUGUUUGGGGAAUGGGCCUCGCGCGAUUCUGAGCUCACUUUCGAAAAUCCGCUCCUUGAAUUCAAGGACCAAUUCUCUGAGAUUUUCGGCCAGGCCUUGAUGGGUGCCAUCAAGGAGGAGGUCUCAUUCCGUACCUCUGCGCUCAAAGGACUCUUGCGUUUGUCCGUCCUACGCGACUACUUCCAGGACAACGAAAUCGGCUUGUUUGUGCAAUACCUCGAUGAGAUCCUGCUAAAGGAGGAGUCUGUCGGCCGAGAUGACAUCAAGAAAGAGGCAAUCACUGCUCUGACGGAGAUCUCAAAACACAAGCCUCGGUUGAUUCUAGACAUCACGUUCCCUGCGUUUGUGGCCACGCUCCCCGACUCGAUUGAAGAAGCGGACAAGGGGUACAUGAAGACUCUCGAUGUGCUUGCGAAGAUCAGUGUGGAGAAGGACAUUUUCGAGACUCUGGUUCGAAGACUGCUCAGCAAACUGAACGUUCUGCUGCAGCGCGAGCAUUCCGGCUCCGUGGAGUACCCCCGAGCGAUCCUCCUGACUAUCCUCUUCGUCAUGAACCAGAGAAAAAUGGAGGAAGACCCCAAUUUGGAGUUCUAUUAUGACAAGAUCGUGGUCAGUUUGUGCCGCAGCGCCGCAGCGGGCUCUACUUCCCCUGCCCCGAACAACAUUCUCAGCGAUGCCACCGUUCUGGACGUCCUAGGGCGAUUAUGCAACCUCAUCGUGCGAGCUCUGCCCAGGAGCAAGCAGGAUGAGAUCGCUCAGAACGUCUACACACUGUUCACCUCGACCGAGGAGUUCCAACCAGUGCCAUUUGCCCCGUCGCCCAACGCCAGCCAGAAGCGUACGAUGAUUCUAUCGACCGCCAUCCUUGCUGCGUUGCCCGCCGACGUUCCCAACCUGCCCUACGCCACCAAUCCCAACAUGUCCGCGCUCCUCGCCGACAUGGCCAACCGCGCGACUGGCGAGACGGAGCCAGCGACGCAGUACGCCUUUCUCCGACAUCUGGCAUUACUGGCCAACAAAUUCCUACCCAAGUCCGACCUGGCGCUGGCGUCCGACCUCUUCUACGCCCUCCUGCCACCGGGGAGCGAAACCAGCAGAGUCAACCCGGGCACGAUCCACACCCUCUUCUGGCUGUCAAAGGGCUUGGUCCUGCGCCUAGCCCCGACCACGACGCAGCACCUUACCUCCCUCCUCGCGCUGGUGUCGUCUGUGGACGAAGAAACCAGCCUCACGGCGGCGCGCAGCUUCUCCAUCCUCCUCCGCCACGACGAGAUCCUCUCCGCGACCAACGGGGCCAACAUCCGCCUUUUGUGUAGACAACGUGUCUUCACAACUCUGACGCCUCAGAUCUCCUCUCGCAUCCGCGAAGUCAAUCUCAGUUCCUCCUCUGCAGCGGCAGCCGAACCGCAGCCCCAAACCCAACACAUCAAACCCGCCCACCUGACCGCGCUAAGCGGCAUCCUCUCGACCAUCCCUCCCCCGCUCGUCCUCCCGGAACUGCCCACCCUCCUCCCGCUCCUCCUCCAGACCCUCGACCUCUCCACCGCCGCCUCCACCCCAGUCCGCCUCGCCACCCUCUCCACCCUGGCCGUCAUCAUCCGCGACAACGGUGUCGCCGUCAUCGACCAAUGCGGCCACGUCCAAAGCCUUGUCACGCGCCUCUUGUCCACCGCCGAGUAUUCGCCCGCCAACCACCACCCGAAACUCCGCGUCGACGCCCUCAACUGCCUCUACCUGCUCGCUCAGACCCCUGGCAGCAGCAGCAGCGGCGGCGCCGAGUCCGCCGCACCGGCCAUCGCGCGGACAGGGCGUCUCUCCCCACUCCUACCUGUGAAGAACCAAGUGGUGCGCGCCCUGCGGGCCAUCCUGGACGAUCCGAAGCGCGAGGUGCGUAAGGCGGCGGUGGAUGCGCGGGCCGCGUGGUUGCGGGGUGUGGAUGAUGCGGGUGACGAGGAGGAUUAAAAAAAUGGGGGUGGGGUUCCCCCGCCUCGGUUGCAGUUGUUGUUGUUG